CCGAGACGCAGCGCCGUCACCGCUCCGACGUGUCCACGGACUGCUCAAACUUCUAUAGGUGUGUGCGCGCGCGCGCGUGUGUGUGUGGAAGGGGGUGAGAGGCGCGCACACUUCCGCCCAGAUAGCGGAUUGAAUUUACGCUCUCUGUUGUUAUCCUUUUCUCCUCCUCCUCCUCUGGUUUCGUGUUUCAAAGCCCUGGGAGGGAGUUUUUACGCGCAGCCAGUCCGUCCGUGUGCAAACUGAAUGACAGGAUCAAAUGGCUCCGCAGCGCUGAUAUUCUUUAAAAAAGAGAUAAAACAGGGUGAAAUCUGAAAGGACGUGGGAUAAAUUCGAAGUAAAACUGAACGUCAAAGCGGAGGUAACGGAGGAGGACACGGAUUCUGGAUCUGCCGUCGGAGAAAAGAAAGCGCAGGACGCGCAAAUCACCGCAGCAUCGUCGGAGCAAUAAGACGAUCCACUGGUGCUGUUUCAACACAAAUCAAAUCAUAUUAACGAGGCUGCCAAGUGCCGGCGUUCUCUCUGGAGGCCACCGAUCAUCUGAUUGAUACCCCGACCCAUCACUCAGCACCGAUUCUGCAGCCUCUCAGCAACUGGGAGGUGCCACAGGAGUCAUGGGCGGGCCAAAGGUCUUGCUGCUGCUGCUUCUGGUUGGAUGGGAGAAGUCAGCGUGUCUCAACUGGAACCCAGUCCCACGCAAGACUUUUCGAUACCAUGACAUGUUGGACAGCAUGGCGAGGUUCAGCGUUCAGGGCGUGUCCAACUACAGCAUGUUGACUCUGUCUGACCAUGAGAGGGUUUUGUACGUCGGGGCUCGGGAAGUACUGUUCGCUCUGGACCCGAACGAUAUUAGAAUACAGCUACGGCCACAGAUUGACUGGCCAGCUCCUCAGGAUAAGAAGCGCGAGUGCGUUGCAAAGGGGAAGAACAACCAGACCGAGUGCUUCAACUACAUCCGUUUCCUGCAGAGCUACAACCACACACAGCUCUACACCUGUGGCACAUACGCCUUCCAGCCCAAGUGCACCUUUGUGAACGUAGAUGAUUUCACCCUCAACACUGCCGCCCUGGAGGAUGGGAAGGGAAAAUGUCCCUAUGACCCGGCUAAGGGCCACACUGGCUUGAUAGUGGAUAAAGAGCUGUACUCAGCGACCCUGAAUAAUUUCCUCGGUACGGAACCCGUCAUUCUGAGGAAUCUGGGUCAGCAACACCGCAGUAUGAAGAGCGAAUACUUGCCCGCCUGGCUGAAUGAGCCGGACUUUGUGGGUUCAGCCCUGGUAAGGGAGAGCAGCGGCAGCAAGGAUGGAGACGACGACAAAAUCUACUUCUUCUUCAGCGAGCGAGCGCUGGAGUUGGACUGUGACACUGAGCUCACUGUGGCCAGAGUCGCCCGUGUCUGCAAGGGUGACGUGGGUGGUACCAGAACCCUACAGAAGAAGUGGACUACAUUUCAGAAAGCUCGUCUGGAGUGUUCACUCCCUGAACGCCACGUUGCAUUCAACAACCUGAGGGCUGUGUUUACACUGCCGGGGCAGGACUGGCGGGGAACCACCUUCUACGGUAUCUUCCACGCCCAGUGGGGCGACGUGGAUGUGUCAGCUGUGUGCCAGUACCAGAUAGGUGACGUGAAGAAGGUGUUUGAAGGGUCUUACAAGGAGUACAGAGAGUCAUCACAGAGAUGGGGGCGCUACACCGGCACCGUCCCUGUCCCGCGGCCUGGAUCGUGCAUAACUAACUCGGACAGGGAGAACAGCUACAACAGCUCCCUGCAGCUGCCUGACGCUACGCUCAACUUUGCCAAGAAACACCCACUGAUGGAGGACAAAGCUCUAGCUCGCCCCCUGAUGCUCACCAAGGGCAUCAAUUUCACCCGGCUGGCAGUGGAUCGAGUUAAUGCGCUGGACCAGCGGGCGUACAACAUGCUCUUCAUUGGCACAGCGGACGGCUGGCUCCAAAGGGUGGUGAUCCUCAACACCGAGGCCCAUGUCAUUGAGGAGAUCCAGCUGUUUGAAAUGACCCAGCCAGUGGACAGCUUAACCAUCUCACACUCCAAGAAGUAUUUGUACAUCGGCUCCCGGUCGGAGGUUCUCCAGCUGCCCUUAGCCAAUUGCAGCCGCUAUCAGUCUCAGCCAGACUGUCUGCUGGCCCGAGACCCGUAUUGUGCUUGGGACAGCGAGGGUCGAGCCUGCGUCCGCAUUGACCUCCACCGUGGGUCCACUUCCUCUCUGUCACAGGAUCUCAUGCUGGAGAGGUUCAGCAGGGGCAAGCCCAAGUUUGAUAAACCUGUCUCCAUCCCCAGCCCUGAGCACUUGCGUCUUCGCAAUGUAACUGUGGUAGUGGGAUCAGACAUGGUGCUGCCUUGCCAGCUGGUCUCCAAUCUGGCUCAGCCCUGCUGGGUUCUCAACGACCGUGAACUCCAACUCGGUGACCCGGAGGCUGGCGGGCCUCGAUUUGAUCGAACGCUCAAGGCACUUGUGGUACCUGACGCAGGGCAGAUGCAAGCAGGUCGCUACAUCUGCUAUUCUGAGGAGCAGGGUGUCAAGUUCCAGACAGAGCGCUACCAGGUGGCUGUCGUGGCCAGUGCUCCGGUCUUCAUGGAGGCUCGAGCCCCCGACAGCAGCAUGGGGCUCUUCUGGGUACUCGUCAUCACUCUGGGAGCAGCCUGCCUGCUGCUUUUGGUGGUUGCCCUUUACUUGCGGAGGAGGCUGAAGCUAGCUUUAGGAAAAGGGGCUGACAUGAAGCCCCUGGAGAGCACCCUCGUCUACCCCAUCACCCUGCCAAAAGAACCACCCACUUUUGUGCCCAGCAAGAUGCCAAGCGAUGAAGACCGCUUCUGGGAAACAGGCGCCAACUACUACUACUCAGACGGCUCCCUGAAGAUCGUUCCCGGUCACGCCCUCGGGCCCAGCAGCGUCAGCAGCACGGCGACACCCAGCACCAUUCCCGGCCAGCCCAUCCACUCCCCCAGCCGUCUCAGCCUCACCAACAUCCGAGGCUCCGGUAGCAACGGCUACAUUCGCCUCAACCUGAGCACAGCAGGGGAGGAGAGGGCUAGCGGGGCUGGCGCUGGGGGCGGUGGGCUAGGAGGCCUGGGCAUGGGCGGGAACGACUACUCCAGCCCCUUCAAGGAAGAGCUGAGACGCACUCUGCAGCAAAGAAGUGUGCUGCCUGACGCCAACCCAGAGGAGUCAUCAGUCUAGGCUUGACAGCCACCUCCUCCAUUCCCAGAGUUGGAACAUCUAAACAACCAACCUACCUCCUUCCUUUUGAGGACGCCUGCUCUCUCUCUCUCUCUGUCAGUGACACGCCGUCAGCUCCUCCAGACAUUUUUCUCUCUCGCUCUGCCAAUGCCUGUUUGGCCCGCUGUUAACAUUUAAAACACAGCAUGUUAAAUGUUUCCACUGGCACACCGUGUUUGCCAACAUUCAGUCUUAGAAUAAUGUUGUUCUGGACACCAUGAGGGUCAUGACUGAUUUUUUUAUUUUAUUUUUUUUUAUUCUUCCACUGUGCAAAUGCAACCUGUGUAAAUUUUGUAUUUGGAGAAAAAAAAAACUGAAAAACUGACUGCAGAGAACACGUCAAGCAUGGAACUCAAGGAAGUGGCGUUAGAGUUUUGCGAAGGGAACUUUUUAAACCAAGAUUUCGCCUUUGUAGCAAAACCAGAGACAAAGAGCAAGUGCAGUUGCCAGUGUUCUGUUCCUUUGAGACUUUUUCAUCUUACAGCGCUUGAAACUGGAAGUGCGUCUUUUGACUUUUUUGUAUUUUGUGAGCCAAGAGAAUGAGAGCAGUAUAAAGAGACUAACUAAUCACAAGGCAAGAUGACAAUCACGUCCUUAACUGUGCAUGGGACAGAAAGGAGAGAGAGAGAGAGAGAGAAUUGGAGUGAAAGAUAUAAGGGGUUUGUGAUUGAAGGACAAUCUCUCAAACCUCUUUUCUGCUCAAUUUGUUUUUUCCCUCACUGUGUUGUAUUUGCCCCUGGAGAAAGUCCUUGAUCCCUUCCACUUAAAGUUGUUUAGAUGGUUGAAUUAAGACGUUUCUUCUUUGUUGUUUUUCUGUGUCUUUCCGAUUACGUCAGUGUUCAAGUGAUCAUCAGUGACGGCCGGCUCCUCCCUGUGAAUACCAAUGUGAGGACAAGUGUUUUUAGUCCCCACUUUGCCCCUUCACACUGACCUUCAAAGCCUGUAUAUUACACUCCAAAAAUCACAUUUCUUAGUCACAAAUCCAUUUUUGGUUGAGCCCAUUCAGACAUUUUUGUUCCCCACUGCAAUCAGAGGAUGUCAGAGGUUAAUUUGCAUUCAGCUCUGAGACGCCAGACAAUAUCUGCACACUUAUUGCUGAACUGAGGAUGACGUUGUUGGCGCUGAGAAUGUAGUUGAAGCCUCACUGCUGUGGCCGCUGUGGAUGUCUCAAUAAGUGCAUUAAUGUGUUUGGUGAGGACAGUCAAGAAGGAAACCCCACCUGUUCACACACCCAUACACACACUCACACACACUCAGUCCUCUAAUCGCUGACCAUCCCGGACAACUGUGUGUUUGUGAUGGACCCGUAUCUUCUACGAAACCCCACCCUCAUACCGAUGCCCAGAGACUGACUUGGGGCUACUGUGGACACAAACAGAGGAAGCGCACCGGAGAAUGCACCAACACCCACCGUGCUGAUGGACAAAUGAGGAAACAAAUAAAUGACAAAAGAGACUGAUUGCUGCCCUGCUGACACACUUGAUGGCUACCAGGAGGGAAGCAGCUGUGAAGCAAAAGGGAUGCUGUUUUUGGAGGCGGACUGCAUGAAGGAAGGACAAAAAUGAUUUGUACCCUCUGUGUACAGAAAGACUUAGAAUAUGAAAAUGAUCUUGAUCUUGAAGAGGGACUCGGCCAUUGGCACUUCAUUGUUGCAUGAUCCGCUGCAAAUGCACUGUACAUAUUUGAUAUGUUCAUCCUUGUAAAAGUGCUUCAUUUUGAUGGAUCAUUUUUUGGACUUUUACAGAAACUAAUGUCUCUCUGAAAAAAAAAGUCAGAUUUUAUGGUUCAAGGAUUUGUACAGAAACUCAUGGUUGCAUUUCAACAUGUUUACUUUUUUUCUGUGCCUCUUCACCUUUUGUAUAAGCCAAAGCAGACUGCAGUUGCUUUUUUUUUUUUAAAUAACAAAUUACUUUUGUUUCUGGAGUUAGUUAAUAUUUAAAUCUCAGCAGUCCGUCCACUUUGUUACACUGGCUUGAUGUGUGCAGCUUUUCUGCAUAUUUUACCUUCAGCUAAAUUGUCCCUCAAGCAAAAAAAAAAAAAACAAAAGGCUUCAGGCUUGAGGACUUCAUGUUUGCUUCCUGUUUACAUGUCCGCUGUGAUCUGCUGGAUCCGAUCCUUGAUCCCCGUCAGUGCAUGAACAGCUUCGUGAUGCACCAAAACUCUGAGACUCAUUGGAUUUAGCAGCCCCCUGGAAAGCAGAUUGUUGGUUUACAGCAAAUCAGUGCGGGAACGCGCUCACAUUGUGGCGCUAAUAAACCAUUUUGUACCCUGAGGACUUCCCUCCAGCAGAUUGCUGAAACCUGUUGCUACUUACACUGGUACUCGGUUAUGUCUUAAUAUGUCUUUUCUUUGACUAUGAAGCUUUUCUUUCAGUCAAAGCUUUGGCAAAAACUGAAAAGACUUUAAAAUCAGGUCUGAAGCUCAAAAAUAGCUGCAUGUGUGAAAUAUUUUGUGUGCAUUUAUUCUGGUUCUGCUCACAAAUUUCUUUGCUCAUGUUUUUUUCCUCUUUUGCUUCUUAUUUGCAGUGUGAUUUCUGGUUUUGUUUCUUGUAUCUGCCCGAUGUUAGAUUGCUUUGUUUUUAAAGUAUGUUAAGUAACUUAUUUCACUUGUACAAACAUACUGAUAUUUAUUAUCAUUGUACAUAUGUCCUUAUUUUUUAUAUGUGUAUAUAAACACAAAUAAAAGCAGAUCAAAUC
Molecule: messenger RNA, 5932 nt
Organism: Thalassophryne amazonica
Lineage: Eukaryota; Metazoa; Chordata; Actinopteri; Batrachoidiformes; Batrachoididae
Gene: sema4c
Product: sema domain, immunoglobulin domain (Ig), transmembrane domain (TM) and short cytoplasmic domain, (semaphorin) 4C
Exons: 17
Coding region: 612-3197 (861 amino acids)
Biological process (GO): axon guidance; negative chemotaxis; positive regulation of cell migration
Molecular function (GO): chemorepellent activity; semaphorin receptor binding
Source: RefSeq, a predicted model, not a curated record